UAUCGCUCGUGAAAGAAAAACUGAAGAGGCGUUUUUUCCUGCGACUUUUGUGCCGAUGGCACCGUGAAUUUUAAAGAAUCUCUAUCAAUUUCAUCUUCCGGAGCCCUGAAGUACUUCAUAUUUGAUCAGGGACACGGACAGCAGCACCCGGACAAAAUGAGCCAGCACCAGCUGAACCGUGCGUUGGUGGAGCGGGCUCUCGGUUACCAUGGAAAACCGCUGCAAAACAUUUGGGAAGCUGAGCGCGAGGAUGAAGAGCUGCUGCGACUCGGUAUUGGGCCCAAUCCGGAUUUCAGUGUCUACACGGCACGCCAAAAACAUCUCACCUUUCAGGAGCGCACCAAGCGGCUUAUGCUGCAUCAAUUCAUGGUCAAGAAAGCUAGCAUCCUAUACGAUCGUUCGCUUACGGUCGGCAAGGCUGGCGAGGUUCGCCGAGACGAUAUAGAAUGUAAAGAGUUUUGCCUACCCCCGAUGGAGGUGUUCAUGGGCGUGGAAACAAUCGAAAAAACGGAUCAUCUGUUGGAGACCGUUCAACCAGGCGAUGUCGUUUAUGGCAGUCUGCAAUUCCUAAACUUUGGAGGAAUGGUUCUGCAACCGAUGGUGAUCGUGGGCAACGUUCGUUAUUACGUGCGAAAUAAGGCCCUUAAGGCAACGAUUGCAAAGAAUCAAAUGGUGCCACCAAAGCCAAUGAAGGGCCACCUGGGUAACUACACAGCGAAUGACAUCAUCUGCUGUGAGGUGAUAGAUGUAGGACCGAGCGCUCUGCGUCUCAUCUGCACCAUGAUUCGUAGCGCCAGGAGCCGCGUACCGGAAUCAGUAGUCUAUGGGUUGGUAGCAGCCGAUGAGCUACCUCCGGUUUUCAAGCAGGCAGAAAACCGGACCAACGAGACCUACGGGCAGCUGCUGGAGAAGUCGCCAUCGUUUCGUGAUCCACGAUACGUAAGGCAGUUGGCGCAAGACGUUGGUCUGGACCUUGACGAGUUUUACACCAAUAUGUCGGGAUUGAAGGGACGAUAUUCCUCGCAGGAGUAUGCCUCCGAAUUACGGAACGCACAGGCAAGCAAAUGGGCUUUCCGCUCCGUCGCGGAAGGUAUCGAGCACUUCAAGGAGGGACGGCACUCGGAAGCAUUCCAGUGUUUAAACAAGGCGCUAAGCAUUGAUCCUCGUAACGUGGAGGGUUUGGUAGCACGCGGUGCCCUUUACGCAAAUAGUGGUUCGUUCAAAAAGGCUGUCGAAGACUUUGAGACGGCACUGAAACUCAACCCAUCGCAUGCUAAUGCACGCAAGUACAUGGGCGAAACGUUGGUGGCACUGGGGCGCAGCUACGAGGAUGAGAAUCGCAUAGAGGAAGCCAAGAAGGCUUACCAAGAUUGUCUCAACAUCAUACCGCACCACGAGGAGGCGCAGACAUCGUUGGACUUUUUGAAAACUAAACCAAUCUACGGAAAGCAGAUUGUCGAACCAACAGAAUUGGAAUUACCAGCGUUAAACAUCGUGAAGCCUUCAUCAAGCGACCGUAACAAGCAGGAACCGGACACCUCGGGUGUGGGUGGUAGUGGGCUUGGCUUGGUCGGCGUUAGUGGUUCCAGUAGCAGUAAGCGCGACAACUCGGAAAGUACGCGCAAGGAGCGUAAGAAGGAGAGUAAAAAGGAUCGUAAAAAGCGCCACAAGAAGCAUCAGAGUAGCUCGAGCGAUUCAAGCUCGGACAGCUCGGAUAGUAGUGACUCGAGCAGCGAUUCGAGUAGUAGUAGCAGCGAUUCAUCUAGCACCUCUGAUUCGUCCGGUUCGAGGAACAAGCGUCGCAAGCGUUCAAAGAACGAGAAAAAACUGAAAUCGUUAUCACCGCUGAGCAAGCGCAUGUCAGCGGCGAUUGCUGGUGGUGGACGGGGCGCCACCGCGGUUGCGAGCGAUCUCGUUGGCUACCCGAUCGGUGGACCUGCUGUGGCCGCAGCCGCUGGCAGUGUAUUCAGCCAAUCUUCCUCACACGGACAGUCUGGCUUUGAUGAUUACGAGCAAAAGGUUCGAAAAUUUUUGGAAAUGCCCCGAGAUGAAGAGAACUACGAAGAGAAGGUACGUAGAUUCGUCGCUGAGGCAACCAAGUACCAGAAGGAACGUAAACAGCUAGAGGAUAAGUCGCGUAAGAAGAAGAAAAAGGACGAGAAAAAGGCUAAGAAGGAUAGUAAGAAGAAGCGCAAGUCGGAUGAGAAGAAAAAAUCCAAGAAGAAGGACAAGAGCGGUGCGGGCGAUGACGAGGAUAAGCUCGACAAGGAUAAACUGCGUGAAGCAUUAAAAAUUUUCGAAAACUUUCCCGUGCUGGAUGAGCUUGGCUCGAAGCUGGGCGAGUACUAUGCCAAGUUGGAGAAGCAACAGACGAACACGGCGGCCCCCGGUGGUGGUUCGGCUGCAAAGAUACUCUCGGCACUGCUUGGUACAGCCAAUGAAACCGCCGGUAGCAGUGCAAGCACCAGUGCCGGUGCGCUGGCCCGAGGUAAAGAGGAAGAUUCAUUCCGCAACUCCAAAUUCAAGGUCUGCCUGUCGUCCGGUUUGGUAACGGAAUCGUCCUCUCCAGGAAAGGGUUCUGUGUUGACGGGUGGAAAGUCGUCUGAUAUGCCGCCGGAUCACCUGGAGCACCAGCAACCGCCGCGCGGCAGUGGUGCCCCAGUGCCGGCCGGUGCAGCCGAUGACCACGCCAAGGAUGGUAAGUGGCGUAUGAUGUUCAACAAGGACAAACGUCCGGCCCCUGGAGCGGGAGGGGGACCGGCGAAAGAUGUUGCUGCCGCAGCUGGUACCUCGAUGAGUGGCGGAAUGGGAGCGAAACAGCAGCAUGCAUUUGGCAACGAGUCGGACGAAGAAGCUCCUCCAACAACAGGAUCAUCCUGGGGUGGUGGUAAGGGUAGUGGUCACUAUUCCGAACAGCGCAGUGGUCGGUUCGGUGCUAACAGCAGCCGGUACGAUGAUCGCGGUCGUGGCCCAAGUACGGAGAGAGCUCCCCCGACGGUCAAAUCAGGUCCGGUCGUACUGGAUAAGUUCGGUAACUUCCGACUAGCAGAUGCACCGGUAGCUCCGGGUGGCGGCGGUGCCAACAGCAACAAUAAACCACCGGAGCCAUCGGCCGCACCGCCAUCAUCGGCAUCGGCCUCGCGACGAUCGCGAAGCAAAUCGCGCCAUCGCACGACGUACGGUAGUUCCCGGUCGCGAUCACGAUCGCGCAGCGACCGUCGCCGAUCGCGAUCGGGUAGCUUCCGGCGUCGCUUUAGUCGAUCGCGGUCGCGUUCGUUCAGUCGGUCUCGUUCGGGCAGUUAUUCCCGAAGCCGCUCGCGAUCGCGCAGCUUCGAACGACGUCGCUACGAUCGUCGUUUCUAUCGCGGUGGUCGUGGUGGUGGUGGCUACGGUGGCGAUAGAAUGGGCGGUCCAUUCGGGGGCAAUCGAUUCAAUAACCCGCGGGGUCAUUUCCGCCGUGGUGGGUUCCGCGAUUUCAGAGACAAUCGCUUCAUCGGUCGCGGUGGCGGUGGAGGUGGUGGUGGUCGCGAUCGUCCACCAUUCCGACCCCGCUAUCGGGGACGUUACCAGCGCUCGUACAGUCGCAGCACGAGCAAAUCUCCAGACCGACGUCCGAUCAGCCCGGGAGACGAUCGACCACGGUACCGGGACAACCGGCGUGGCGAUAGCCGUGAUCGGUCCCAGCCACGCCGUGGAGCAAGCCGCGACAGUCGCGACGGAAGUCGCGAUCGCCAUCGCCGCGGAUCGGAUGAUCGUGAUUCACCGAAGCGUUCGAAGGAACGCUCGCCUGGUGUGGGGGGUGAAGGUGGUGAUCGAUCGAGGGAUCGUUCACUGUCACCCACGGCACGCGGUACCGGCAAAUCCAAGCGUCAUCACUCGCGCUCCGUCUCGCGAAGCCCCCAAUCGACGGGAUCGUCCAGCAACAAGAACGUUCCGAAUGAUAUCGAAGGCCGAUGGGCGGAUCGCGAUGAGCAGUCGCCGAAUGGCAAGCAACAGAAGCAGCAAGACGAAGAGGAAAAGGAUAAAUCGGUUGCAGGGACGGCGACGGCUCGCAACCGUAAUGCCGAUGACAGUGGUAUCGCUGAUGACCGCAAGGACAAAAAGAGCGAAGAAGCGGGCGCCACCGAUAAUGAUGUGUUAGACGAGGAGUAUGACAAGAUCCUGUUGAAGGCGCGCAAAGAUCGCAAGGAAUAGAUGAUGGAUCGCAACGACAUCGAUCGCACAAUCCCGUUGCGGAUAGUUGCGGAUUCGUUAGAUUUUAAUCGAUUGCUUUUUCACUCCUAACCAUAUAACUCACUCUGUCUACCUUCUUUCCUGUGCAAGCGUGAACUCAGUAAGGAGCAAGCUUCUUCGCUGAUACGGAGAUCUCGCUACCGUAUUCAUCGGAACCAUCGGUAUAACAACGUCAACGGUGUAAAUACACCGUAUACAGUAGAGACGGAUUAAUGCUCCAGAACGUUUAAGGUUCUUUUUGUAGUUUGCCUAAAUACUUUAAAUAAAACCAAACCCAUACGCAAUGUAUCGCAUCAAA
This is a messenger RNA of Anopheles darlingi, 4531 nucleotides long. RefSeq names its product tetratricopeptide repeat protein 14 homolog. The record is from RefSeq and is a predicted model, not a curated record. The coding region runs from base 157 to 4194 and encodes 1345 amino acids. NCBI's taxonomy places the organism in Eukaryota, Metazoa, Arthropoda, Insecta, Diptera, Culicidae. Gene Ontology annotation, molecular function: protein binding. The transcript is spliced from 11 exons.